This is a messenger RNA of Serpula lacrymans var. lacrymans S7.9, 360 nucleotides long. RefSeq lists its product as uncharacterized. The record is from RefSeq and is a predicted model, not a curated record. The transcript is spliced from 5 exons. Gene Ontology annotation, cellular component: mitochondrial inner membrane. The coding region runs from base 1 to 360 and encodes 119 amino acids. NCBI's taxonomy places the organism in Eukaryota, Fungi, Basidiomycota, Agaricomycetes, Boletales, Serpulaceae. Gene Ontology annotation, molecular function: pyruvate transmembrane transporter activity. Gene Ontology annotation, biological process: pyruvate import into mitochondria.
AUGUCAGGCGCAGCAGCAUCAGCGGUUCCCUCCAAGUUCUCCUCUUUCUUUAAUCACCCGGCUGGCCCGAAAACGGUCUUUUUCUGGGCUCCGAUGAUGAAGUGGUGUCUCGUCGCUGCUGGUUUGAAAGACAUUAGCCGACCUGCAGACAAACUCAGCGUUUCACAAAACAUCGCUCUGACUUGUACUGGCUUCAUCUGGGUCCGUUACUCUCUUGUCAUAACGCCUGUCAACUACAGUCUGGCAGCAGUUAACUUCUUUGUUGGGUCAACUGGUUUAUAUGCUCUUGCACGGAUUGGCAAUUACCACUACAACACACCACAACCGAAGGAGACUGCGCCUGUUGCUGCACAGAAGUAG